AUGGCGACCGUUAACAGACCAACGGAUAUCAAACAGAAGGAGGCUGAUGUCAACCGCAAGCUGCAAAUUUACGGCAUCAUCAACGCAUUCCAGAAUGGCAAGGUGCCAUCGAACGAGCAAAUUGAUGUGGCACUGAACAGUUUUCUUGCCUCCAGGGCUCUCUCCAAGCCCUCGGACAAGUUGUCGGCAGAAGGUCGUGCACUAGUCAACGAUUUCCGGGAAGUUGUCCAGCAAGCAAAGAAUCUGUUGCUCUCCAAGAACGAGGGCAACUUGCUGCAGGACUUCAUCUACCAGACCACCCAAUUCAACCCAAACAGUGUCAGCACACCCAAUGCUCCCAUUACCAAGGAUGCCGCCAAGCAACAUGGCGACAAGGCACUCGAGGGUCUUCGCACUCUCGGCACUUUGCUCAUCACCAACGGUCAAUUCCGUAAGCUUCUGAACGAUGGUGUCCUCCUUCUUCGGGAUAUGGCUGGUGAUGCCGCUUCAAACGCUGCACAAAAAGUGAGACCUUCUGAGGAGAAGUUGUCUCAGAUUGACCACCCUGCCCAGGACAAUACAUGGCAUGAGGCCCCCGACUUCUCCAAGGAGAACGUCAAGGCUCAAAUCAACAGCGCCUACAAGGGAAACCCGAAGAAGGAUGCCCAGGAUGUGGCCGCUGCCGGUCUCGAUGCUGCGCAGCCCAGUGCCUCGGGAGCCAACACCACCGCCGGUACCGACGCUGCCCGUGGCACCGCACAGCAGCACCUGGAUCGCAAUGUCGACCCCGAAACGCAACAGCAGCUGAAGGAGACAAAGGAGAAUGGCAAGGAGACUGCCGCUCAGUACCGUGCUCGUGCUAAGCAAUACUUGGGCAACAAAGUGCCCGAGGAGCGCCGCGACCAGAUCAUCUGGCGCCUGAAGAAAAUGGUUCUGGAAUGCCAGCAGCACCCCGACUACCAGCAGGCCAUCUCUACUCUGCUUGAUCUUGCCGAGGAGUACGGCGGUCACGGUAGACAUCUCGCCUCGGGCAGCACCGGUACCGUCCAGCAGACACGCUCCAGCCUUGCUCAGGCUGAAGCUGACUUGAAGACUCUGAUUGAGAGAUUUGCCAAUGGCACUUCAAGCGAUGACUUCUUUGCCUCGCUCAAUGCCAUUUACGAUGACGCUGACAAGGAUCCCGAGCUGAAGAACUGGUUCAAGUCAUUUGAUGCUUAUGUCCGCAAGUGCCUGCAACAGGAGGGUUUCAUCAUGCAAAAUGCUUCUACGGAGGAGUGGAACCGUCUGUACGACCACGGCAACUACCUCCUUCGUAACAAGUACCGCGGCCACACUGACCGCAUCGUUGAUGAGGUCAAGUUCCUUGCUGGCCAGUUCGACGAAGACCCUGCCAACAGAAACUUUGCCGCUUCCCUCCAGAAGUUGUUCAAUGAUCUCGGCAACGAUGCUAACGGCAAGCCCACUUUCAAGCCUCACUUGGUCAAGGAUUUGACCGACAUUAUCCUGCCUGCUGCGUUUGAGAACAUUGCCUACAUUCCUAUCCCGCGCAUUGAGUACACCGAUCCUCAGAUUGAUGCUGUCAUUGAGAACUUGGUCCUCGAAAGCGACAACUUCAUGCCCAAUGUGCUCGAGAUUGCCAGCGACAACUAUUUCCGCUGGGGACGCAAGAAGAUCACAAACAAGAACAAGAACACCAUCGAUGUCAAGGUCGCCGGUAUUCAGAUGGACCUGCGCGAUGUCAGCUACCACGUCAAGCGCAAGCAGGGAUUCCCCUCCAUUACCGAUACUGGUGUUGCCAACAUCUUCAUGGGUGGCGAUGGAUUCAGCUUCCGCAUGAAGUUGAGCACUGCCGACAAGUCUGACAAGCAGCACUUCUUCAAGCUCGAGAGUGUGAAUGUUGACGUUAAGAACCUGAAGAUCAAGCUGGUUAAGUCUAACCACAAGGCUCUCUUUGGUCUUGUCAAGCCUGCCAUGCUCAAGGUGCUCCGUCCUGUCAUCCAGAAGGUUGCCGAGAAGCAGCUCAAGGAGCAGUUCAACCAGUUCGACCAGCUCAUGUACCAGGUGCGCCAGGAGGCUGACCGCGCUCUUGACGAGGCUCGCGAGGAUCCUUCUCAGGCUCCCAACAUUUAUCAGCGUUACGUCACUGCUCUUCAGAAGCAGCUUCUCCAGGGCAAGAAGAAGGCUGAGGAUGCUGUUGCCGACAAGAAGGUCAACAUGGCUGUUACUCAAGAGGACAGCAUCUUCCCCAACAUCAAGCUACCUGGUGGAAUCAGUUCCAAGGCCACUGAGUACAAGGAGUUGGCUCGUAAGGGCGACAAGUGGGAGAGUCCCGUCUUCUCCAUUGGCUCUGCCAGCAAGAGCACUGAUUUGCCCAAGGCCCCCCAGGUCGUGCGCAAGCCCCAUGAUACUGCCAACCCGAAUGCUGCUCCCGCCAACGGCUACGGCCAUGUGAACGGAGGUGCCCUCAACAGCGGCUAUCCUGCCAACGGAUCUUACAAUGGCAAUGCUUUGAACAGCGGCCUGAACGGAACCAGCAAGCCCCUGAAUGCCAACGGUAUCAACUCUGCUGGCGCAAACACUGUCACGAUCUAG
Pestalotiopsis fici W106-1 is the source of this 2571-nucleotide messenger RNA. RefSeq lists its product as uncharacterized. The transcript is spliced from 3 exons. The record is from RefSeq and is a predicted model, not a curated record. Bases 1 to 2571 code for a protein of 856 amino acids. Lineage: Eukaryota; Fungi; Ascomycota; Sordariomycetes; Amphisphaeriales; Sporocadaceae.